UGGACAGAACACAAUCAAAAAUAUUUAUAACUGGUUACAAUCAACCCCAAUAUUUAAGUGCUAUCUGUUUCUACAGCUCUAUCUCACUUGAGCAUGGAAGAUAAUAAUUCUCUCAUGCCUUGUCGUAUUAUUUUUGCAUUCGACGCACAUAAAGAAAGGAGUGAUAAUGAGUUUAAGAAUACUAUUAAUGGCAUUCGAUUGCACCGUGAUAUGAUACAUGGAGGAGAUACUGUCCUUGUUGUUGGUGUUCUGCAUAAGAUUUUGCAUCCUUUUGGUUAUCAAAUACAAGCUUCUCCCGAGGCUUUUACUAAAUCAAAUCUUCAUCUAGUAGAAGAGGAAGUUUCAAAGAGGGUUGAUUUGCAUGUCAGCAUGCUUCUCGAGAGUGCUUUGGAUUGCAAAGAUGAAGGGGUUGACUUUGAAGUCAAGAUUGUUGCAGGAACUCCAACUAGGAGAGUUGUUCUACAAGAGGCUAAAAUGGCUAAUGCAACUUGGAUUGUACUUGACAGGCACUUAAAACGAGAUUUACAGUUUUAUCUCAAACAUAUACCUUGCAAGGUUGCAAUAGUUUUGGAUAAUUUAACUGUAGAGGUUCUGAGAUCUUAUACUGCUGUUGACAAAGACAAUAUAGAACAUGAAGUGGUCUAUUCUAUGUCUAAAUCAGUUCCAUUGUCAUCUGAUCUGGAAUAUGAGCACAGUCAACAAUCUGUCAUCUCUUUCACAAGCUAUAUUGCAUCCAUCACUUCUUCGGAGAGCUCUGAACUUCUUCAGAGCAACUCGUCGUCUUCUUCUUCCUACAGAGGACUAGAGCAUAUUUUUCCUUCCAAUUAUGUUUAUGUCUCUACACCUAUGCAGCAAAGAUCAGGUAGGCAAUCUAGAGGAGAAAGCAUGCAUGCUUCAACUCCUCUUAUUCAGAAACAGAAAAAACAUUUUACGCGUAGUAGAUCCUCUGAUGCUCCUCUUCUUUGCGCUACUUGUAAGAUCAAAACUGAGUUGUAUAUCAAGGAAUCCAUGAGAUUCAGCUAUUCCGAGAUACAGCUCGCAACUGAUAAAUUUUCCAAAGAGAAUUUGUUAGGUGAAGGAGGAUAUGGUCAUGUAUAUAAGGGUGAGCUCGAAGAUGGGCAACUGAUUGCUGCUAAGAUGAGGAAAGAAACGAGUACGCAAGGAUUUCAAGAAUUCAGUUCUGAAGUUUAUGUUCUAAGCUUUGCACGUCAUAAGAACAUUGUGAUGCUACUGGGUUAUUGCUGCAAGGAAAACGUUAAUAUAUUGGUCUAUGAGUACAUCUGCAAUAAAUCUCUCGAGUGGCAUCUAUUUGAUCAAUCAGAAAAUUUUCUUAACUGGAAGCAAAGACGUUCAAUAGCCAUUGGAACUGCAAAAGGAUUGCGCUUUUUACAUGAAGAAUGUCGCGGUAGUCCUAUUAUUCAUAGGGACCUGCGGCCUAGUAAUAUAUUACUUACACAUGACUUUGUCCCCAUGUUAGGUGAUUUUGGUCUUGCAAAGUGGAAGCAAAAUGAUAGUCCUAUCCAUACCAGAAUCCUUGGCACUUUAGGAUAUCUUGCGCCUGAGUAUGUAGAGAAUGGUAUUGUGUCUGUAAGAAGUGAUGUGUAUUCUUUUGGCAUUGUUCUAGUACAACUGAUAUCUGGACGCAAGGUGGUUGAAUCAAAUGCAGAGCAUCAUCGAUUGUCCCUACGACAAUGGGCAGAACCAAUAAUUGAGAGUCUUGCAUUACACGAGCUAAUUGAUCCUCGUUUGGGAGAAUCGUAUGACACAUGUGAAUUGUACCAUAUGGCCAGAGCAGCAUACUUGUGUUUGAAGAAUGACCCUGAGAUGCGUCCAUCAAUGGCAGAGGUUGUACGACUACUGGAGGCAGAUGAUGACCAUCUUCAUAGCUUGGUGGAGCAGUUCAUGCCUCGUUUCUCUAGAUAAUAGAUAUUUAGUAGAUUACACGCUGCUCUUAAACUAGAGCGCAUAGUGUUCACAGAUGAACCUAAAUACAUGGGCUUCAUUUUCAGUUUUGUUUUCAUUUCUAGUGUCGAGUCUGAGUUGCUAUAUGUAUAUAUACAUAUAUAACCAUGUAUUAUCACAUAAGAAUAAUACAAAACAAGAAUUAAAGUUUGACAAA
This is a messenger RNA of Daucus carota subsp. sativus, 2119 nucleotides long. Its product is annotated as serine/threonine-protein kinase CDG1. Gene Ontology annotation, biological process: protein phosphorylation. The transcript has 10 exons. Lineage: Eukaryota; Viridiplantae; Streptophyta; Magnoliopsida; Apiales; Apiaceae. Bases 94 to 1923 code for a protein of 609 amino acids. Gene Ontology annotation, molecular function: ATP binding; protein tyrosine kinase activity. The record is from RefSeq and is a predicted model, not a curated record.